Trematomus bernacchii (emerald rockcod) is the source of this 890-nucleotide messenger RNA. RefSeq lists its product as uncharacterized. The transcript is spliced from 6 exons. Gene Ontology annotation, molecular function: acyltransferase activity. The record is from RefSeq and is a predicted model, not a curated record. Bases 51 to 890 code for a protein of 279 amino acids. Gene Ontology annotation, cellular component: endomembrane system; mitochondrion. Lineage: Eukaryota; Metazoa; Chordata; Actinopteri; Perciformes; Nototheniidae.
GAAGAAGAAGAGGAAGAAGAAGAGUUGAUCUCAUUGCACCAAGAAGCAGAAUGAAGGACACUUCUCUCCUGCUCCUGCUGAGCUCCCUGUUCUGCUGCUCAACAAACGCAGCUCGUCUGACGGUGACUCCCAGCAGCUCUCAGGUAUUUGAAAACGAACGUAUGUCUCUGAGAUGUGAGGACAACUCUGAUGGAUGGACUGUGAGGAGAAACACGAGCAUUGAUAACAGAGCUGAGUGUAAAGACUGGGGAAGACCUGCUGGUUCCUCCUGUAACAUCAGCUUCCCUGACCCUUUGGACAGUGGAGAGUACUGGUGUGAGUCCACUGAGGGAUCCACCAGUAACACCAUCACCAUCACCGUCUCUGGCAGUGGUUCGUGCCCGGCCUUUAUUCUCUGGAAUCGAAGUGCCUUGGCAUCACAUCCAGCAGCUCCACUCCAUCACUGUCACCUCGUGUUGAUUUUAAGUGCUUACUCUACGUGCCGUUUUGCUGAAAGGCUUUUCCUGUUUUUGUUUAGUCUCUUUAUUUUUCUGUGUUUGACAGAAUUCCUGUGCAAAGAAUGUCCCCGAGUCCACAUAUACUUUGACCGCGUGGACAUAAAGGAAAUUCCUUCAGAGCCACUGUUUUUCCGCAGGUGGCUGCAUGAGCGGUUUGAAAUCAAGGACCGGCUGCUGACGGACUUCUACGAGUCGGAGGAUGCAGACAAAAUACGCACGUUCCCGGGGGAAGGCAAACAUUCUCCUCUGAGCCUUUCUAAAACCCUCCCGUCCAUGGUGAUCUUGGGGGGGCUGACACUGCCGCUGCUGCUGACGGAGAGCGGCAGGAAGGUGUACGUGGGGACCUGGCUGUACGGGACUCUGCUGGGCUUCUUAAUUCAACAUUAUUACUAA